AUGAUACAUUUUGUUUUGCUUAUAAGCCGUCAAGGAAAAACAAGACUUGCAAAAUGGUAUAUACCGUUAUCUCAAAAAGAAAAAGCAAAAAUAAUAAGAGAAACUUCUCAAAUAACAUUGAAUAGAACACCAAAACUUUGUAAUUUUGUCGAAUGGAGAGAAUAUAAACUUGUAUUUAAAAGGUAUGCUAGUUUAUUUUUCAUAACUUGCAUAGAUAAAAACGAUAAUGAGUUAAUAACUUUAGAAAUAAUACAUCAUUAUGUUGAAAUUUUAGAUAAAUAUUUUGGAAAUGUAUGUGAAUUAGACUUAAUAUUUAAUUUUCAUAAAGCAUAUUAUUUAUUAGAUGAAAUUUUAGUAACAGGAGAAUUACAAGAAAGUAGCAAAAAAACUGUUCUUAGAGUAGUAGCAGCUCAAGAUGCUCUAAUGGAAGAUAAUAAAAGUAGUAAAAAAUUAGGGGCAAUAAUUUAA
Plasmodium gallinaceum is the source of this 468-nucleotide messenger RNA. RefSeq names its product AP-1 complex subunit sigma, putative. Gene Ontology annotation, molecular function: clathrin-cargo adaptor activity. Gene Ontology annotation, biological process: vesicle-mediated transport; protein transport. NCBI's taxonomy places the organism in Eukaryota, Apicomplexa, Aconoidasida, Haemosporida, Plasmodiidae. The transcript is spliced from 2 exons. The coding region runs from base 1 to 468 and encodes 155 amino acids. The record is from RefSeq and is a predicted model, not a curated record. Gene Ontology annotation, cellular component: intracellular membrane-bounded organelle; AP-1 adaptor complex.